AUUUGAGUAUCACACUGUUCUCAAAAAUUUAAUUGCUCUUCUAUUCUAUGUAGUUUAAUUUAAUUUUUCAAUUUUUGGACAGUUCAUUUGUUUCCUAAUUCUGAAAGAGUAAUCCUUUUUCUACAUAUUAUCUGGUUUUUUGAAGCAUUUUUUUCAUUACCGUGUUAAUUUUUACUUACUCUAUAACAACUUCCAAUAUAGGUAAAAAUUGUGGGUUGGCCAUAAACUGAUGGGCCUUCCCUGUCCCUAUUUCAGGACUUUAUGUAUCUGAAUUUGCUUUCUAUUUAUUCAGUCAUUCCAAAUGACUCAAUCAUAAUUUGGCAGAAUAGGUAUAUCAUAGCAGGAAAAACCUGGUAGUAGAAUCGAUCCCCAAAACAGAAUUGAAGGUGAACCAGAGAAGGUGGCCAAGAGGUCUUGAAUUCAACUUCACAGCAACCAUGAGUGAUCCUGCUAUCUACACCCAAGAUGGAACUGUGGAUCAUACUGGGAAACCUGCAAUCAAGGACAAAACGGGAAAUUGGAAGGCCUGCCCAUUCAUUCUUGGCAAUGAAUGCUGCGAAAGACUGGCUUAUUAUGGAAUGGGUACCAAUUUGGUGAAUUAUAUGAAGUAUCGUCUUAAUCAACCAAGUGCUACAGCUGCCAAUAGUGUCACAAACUGGUCUGGAACAUGUUACAUCUUGCCAUUAGUUGGAGCAUUUGUGGCCGAUGCUUACUGGGGCAGAUACAAGGUCAUCGCGGUCUUCUCUGCUAUAUAUGUUGUUGGGAUGACCUUACUGACUCUAUCAGCAUCUGUUGGAGGGUUGAGUCCUACUUGCCACUCUGGACAAUGCCAUGUAACCUCUGGACAAGUCGCAGUGUUCUUCGUGUCUCUCUACCUCAUCGCCUUAGGAACUGGAGGUAUCAAACCAUGUGUCUCUUCUUUUGGGGCUGACCAAUUCGAUGAGGCUGAUGAGUAUGAGAAGAAGAAGAAGAGUUCUUUCUUCAAUUGGUUCUAUUUCUCUAUCAAUAUUGGGGCUCUCAUUGCUUCCUCUCUCUUGGUUUGGAUCCAAGAGAAUGUAGGUUGGGGUUGGGGUUUUGGGAUACCGGCUGUGGCCAUGGCAAUCGCCAUUUUCUCUUUCUUGGCAGGGACUCGGUUGUAUAGGAACCAGAAGCCUGGAGGGAGCCCCAUAACUCGUAUUGCCCAAGUUUUUGUUGCUUCAAUAAGGAAGUCUAGUGUCACGGUGCCUUCUGAUAAAUCUCUACUUUAUGAGACAGCUGAGCAGGAGUCAGUCAUUCAAGGGAGCCGGAAACUUGACCACACCAAUGAGUUCAUAUUCUUUGACAAAGCAGCUGUUGAGACCGAGGCCGAUAAAUUCAAGGGCAUCCCAAAUCCAUGGAAGCUCUGCACUGUAACCCAAGUUGAGGAAUGGAAAGCCAUAAUCCGAAUCCUCCCUAUUUGGGCAAGUGGCAUCAUCUUUGCAACAGUUUACAGUCAAAUGAACACCAUGUUUGUUCUUCAAGGAGACACAAUGGACCCUCAUAUGGGCUCAUUCAAGAUCCCAGCUGCCUCUCUCUCUCUCUUCGACACACUCAGCGUUAUAUUCUGGGUUCCAGUCUAUGACCGCCUUAUUGUGCCUAUGGCCCGGCGUUUUACAGGCCAUGACCGAGGCUUCACUCAACUCCAGCGCAUGGGCAUCGGCCUUGUUAUAUCAGUUCUCGCCAUGGGCUUGGCUGCUAUAGUAGAGAUCAAGAGGCUUGAGCAAGUUCGUAUCCAUAACUACUAUGAACUUGACACCAUACCCAUGAGUAUAUUUUGGCAAGUGCCUCAAUAUUUUGUUGUUGGGGCAGCUGAGGUUUUCACUUUUAUUGGGCAGCUUGAAUUCUUCUAUGAUCAGGCCCCUGAUGCAAUGAGGAGUAUGUGUAGUGCUCUCUCUCUCACUACAGUGGCUCUUGGCAACUACUUGAGCACUUUACUCGUGACUGUUGUGACCCAUGUCACAACUAAGGGUGGAAAGCCUGGAUGGAUUCCUGAUAACUUGAAUUAUGGCCAUGUUGACUACUUCUUUUGGCUCUUGGCCAUUCUUAGUGUGAUCAACUUCGUGGUUUAUCUUGGGAUCGCAAACUGGUACACAUACAAGAGGCCAACUGGGAACUUCAAAUAAGUUGUUGAUAUGAAGGUGCUUUAAAAAGAGAGAGAGGGGAUGCAUAGUUUGGUUUUGCAGUUUCUUUUAGUUUGUGUAUAUACAUUGGGGGUUAUGGGGGCAUUUGGCUGGGUGGGAAAUGAUCUAGAUCUUUGUUUUUCAUGUGAAAGAUGGUUUCAGACAGCAGUUAUAGAAAGGUUUUACUAUUUA
This is a messenger RNA of Amborella trichopoda, 2330 nucleotides long. NCBI's taxonomy places the organism in Eukaryota, Viridiplantae, Streptophyta, Magnoliopsida, Amborellales, Amborellaceae. The record is from RefSeq and is a predicted model, not a curated record.